UGACGUAACUUGAAAGCGACUCACAAAAGUGGGAGAUUCGAAGUGGCUGCAGCAUAACAAAGCGGAUUUGAACUUUAAUUGUGUCCAGCGGCCUCAUCUGAUGCACUGACACACAGUAUUGGAGACUUGUACUACCCCUACUCAUGGCCACCCCGAGCAAGACGCCACCCGGCGCCGAUCCAAAGCAGCUGGAGCGAACUGGGACGGUCCGGGAGAUCGGUUCCCAGGCGGUGUGGUCCCUCUCCUCCUGUAAACCCGGUUUCGGAGUAGAUCAGCUGAGGGACGAUAACCUGGAGACGUACUGGCAGUCAGACGGAUCCCAGCCCCAUCUAGUCAACAUCCAGUUCAGGAGGAGGACGACCGUGAAGAUGCUGUGUAUUUACGCUGACUAUAAAUCAGACGAGAGCUACACGCCCAGCAAGAUCUCCGUCAGAGUGGGAAACAACUUCCACAAUUUGCAGGAGAUCCGGCAGUUGGAGAUGGUGGAGCCCAGCGGUUGGAUUCACAUCUCUCUGAUGAAUCAGCGGACCAACGAGCCAAUCAGCACCUUCAUGAUCCAGAUCGCGGUGCUGGCCAACCACCAGAACGGCCGGGACACGCACAUGCGGCAGAUCAAAGUCUACACGCCCGUGGAGGAGAGCUCCAUCGGGAAGUUCCCACGAUGCACCACGGUCGACUUCAUGAUGUACCGCACCAUCAGGUGAUCUGGACCGCAGCGCGGCGUCCCGCGGGCUCCGGGAACGCUCGCCAAUAAAACGCCAACACACGGACUACGGAGCCGGAGCUCAGACAACCUCGCCCUAAAAACACCCAAACUGUCCCUUUAAGGGAGUUUAAAAUAAAGUAAUGUUUGUUUGUUUGUGUUUUUUUUUUAAAUAAAGUUGCCAAUAUUGAAUAUAACCAUAUUUAAAGACGUUAAAAUGGGACAGCGUACGUUAAUAUGUUGUGACAGUUGUUG
Molecule: messenger RNA, 958 nt
Organism: Sander lucioperca (pikeperch)
Lineage: Eukaryota; Metazoa; Chordata; Actinopteri; Perciformes; Percidae
Gene: anapc10
Product: anaphase promoting complex subunit 10
Exons: 6
Coding region: 144-704 (186 amino acids)
Biological process (GO): protein K11-linked ubiquitination; anaphase-promoting complex-dependent catabolic process
Cellular component (GO): anaphase-promoting complex
Source: RefSeq, a predicted model, not a curated record